Molecule: messenger RNA, 621 nt
Organism: Parnassius apollo (apollo)
Lineage: Eukaryota; Metazoa; Arthropoda; Insecta; Lepidoptera; Papilionidae
Source: the annotation of a GenBank genome assembly
AUGAAAUACUUUAUCGCCCUCGCGCUCUUCGCUGCCAUGGCUUCUGCCAGCGUUAUCCCGCCCGCGGUUAUCGCUAGCGACAACCCUGAGAUCCAAGAGAUCGUGGCUGCUAUCCAGAGUCCCAGCACUGACCCCGCUACAGCUGCCGCUCUCGAACAGAUGCUACUGGAUAUCCUCGGAUUGAACCAACCCGAGCCCGUUGAGGUUGGACCCGCCGUCGUUGACAACCCUGAGCCUAUUUCAAUCGGACCCGCUAUCAUCGAUUUCCCUCUGCCCGACGGAGGUGCCGUGACUGAGGUACAUCCCGCUCCCGUGAUGCCCGCUCCUGUUGCCCCCUCUGCGGGCGCCCCUCUUGUUCAAAUCAUCCUGAAUAUCAUGUCUACUUCUGACGUUGCCGGUUCCCCUGUUGCUAUUGAAACCAUCCCAUCCCCCUCCCCAGCACCCACCCCCGUUCAUGUGGUUGAUGAAGCUAUCGAACCCAUGCCUGUUAUCGUUGUAGACAAGCCUAUCGUUCCCGAGCCCGUCACCGUCGUCGAAGAAGCCGCUGUACCCGAGGCUGUUAUAGUCGCCCAGCCUAUCAUCGCAGUCCCCGCUGUCGUACCUCCUGAGAUCCUUAACUAA